Pocillopora verrucosa is the source of this 1641-nucleotide messenger RNA. RefSeq names its product neuronal acetylcholine receptor subunit alpha-6. Gene Ontology annotation, biological process: regulation of membrane potential; monoatomic ion transmembrane transport; chemical synaptic transmission. The record is from RefSeq and is a predicted model, not a curated record. NCBI's taxonomy places the organism in Eukaryota, Metazoa, Cnidaria, Anthozoa, Scleractinia, Pocilloporidae. Gene Ontology annotation, cellular component: neuron projection; postsynaptic membrane; synapse. Gene Ontology annotation, molecular function: transmembrane signaling receptor activity; acetylcholine-gated monoatomic cation-selective channel activity.
UUAGUGUGUGGAAAGUAAAACGUCCUUCUGAAACUAAAAUAAUGUUUGCUGGAGUCCUAAUGUUACCUUGGAUGUUAUCUGCUAUUUUAAUUUCAAGGAAAGAUUGCGUGACUGCAACUCUUGGUACACCUGAGCAAAGAUUACGUCACAACCUAUCACAGGACUACCAUCCUACUGUGCGGCCUGUGCUCACACCCAAUGACAUCAUUAAUAUCACUUUUUCGUUCCGCUUUAGCAGGAUCGUUUCACUGGACAUAAAAAAUCAGGUUCUUACUACAGACGCUUGGAUUGUUCAGUCGUGGAAAAAUCCUUACUUAAAGUGGGAUGAAUCUGCUUACGAAGGGUUACAUACACUGCAAAUGUCACCUCAUGAUGUUUGGGUCCCGGACACAGUUCUUUACAACAAUGCUGAUGAAGAUGUAACGCUGUCAGGGUUCAAAGAAAAGUUCAAGACAUACGUCAUGGUUUACAGCGAUGGAACCAAUAAAUGGAUGUCUCCUGCGACAUUUAAAAGCUCCUGUGACAUGAGAGUAAAAUUUUACCCGUUUGACAAUCAGGAAUGUAAAUUAACGUUUGGUUCAUGGACAUAUGACAGCAGGUUACUGAGAAUGAUCAAUCCAGCUGGAAAAUAUUCACAUUCAGAAAAGUUUAUUGAGAGUGGGGACUGGACUCUGGAGGAUGUGAUAAUAGAAACUGUCGAUGAAGAUUUCGACUGCUGCGACUAUCCGUUCUCUAAUAUCAUCUAUUCGUUCCAUUUUCGGCGCAAAACUUUGUAUCAUAUACUGUACCAGAUCCUGCCUUGUGUGGUGAUAAUUCUCCUUGUAAUACUGAACUUUAUCAUCCCUCCCGAUAGUGGCGAGAGAAUCAGCUUUUGUAUCACCAUAUUGCUCUCUAUGAGUGUCUAUCUCCUGAUUUUGGCCGAUUCUUUGCCGGAAACAUCCGAUGAUGUAGCGAUUCUUGGGUUGUAUUACAUGUCGACUAUAUUUCUUAUCGGGUUCAGCCUCGUGGGUACAGUCGUCGUGCUUCGGUGCCACUUCGCCGAGAGAAAACCUUCGGCGUCUCUAGUCAAGUUUGCAAAGUUUGUGCUCAGGCGAAACGAAAGAAAGAGAACAAGCAACACAGUGUUUGUAAGGUCAAAAUCAUUGUCACAUCCUCAAGAAACAGAAGAGAACGAAGUAAAAAAUGCGGAAAACACACUAGGCGCUGACGAAUCGGCAUUGCAAUACAUUGUCAAUACUAUGAAGGAAAAGAGAGAACAGUGCGAAUGGAAGGACUCUUGGAGAGAGAUAGCAGAAGCGAUGGAUCGACUGCUUCUAGUUAUUUUUCUCAUCCUGGGUAUCUCAACCACGAUAGCAAUUUGGAUUCGAAAGCCUUGAGUUAAGAACUCCGGUCUUGUAAUAUGGAUGGGACACUACCAUAUAAAGGACGAGGGCGAAAAUCGCUAAACGAUCUGAUAGAAAGGCAUCAGAUUGUUAAUUCAGAUAGAAUAAGAGAAUUUCUUUUUCGUAGCUUAGUCCGUCGGGCUAUAAAAAGGUCAUCUGUAUGCAAUAAUUCCCUGUCGCGCGCUUAGAGGGACAGUUCUCAAUCAGUUUGGGCGCGGCGGUGACCGUUUUGUUCAUCUGUUUGUUUGUUUGUUUUUUG